AUGACCCACAAACGGGCACGGUAUUCUGCCACCCUUCUCCAUCAUCUUCACGCUCUUUUUAUCGCACAUACAGGAUAUGUGCCUCUUACAUUUCUUGUAUGCACGAUUGACUGCCUAUUAACGGCAAGCAUCAUUCGCUUCGUCCCAUACACAGAAAUCGAUUUUCAAACCUAUCUCCAGCAGGCGCAAUUGUUUUUGGAUGGUGAGCGUACCUACACCUAUAUCGAUCCUCCGAACGGGACCGGUCCUUGCGUUUACCCGGCCGGCCACUUGUACGCGUACGCUAUUUUAGACCACCUUACCGAUCACGGUGCCUAUUUACUACCAGCACAAGUCACUUUUGGUAUCUUGUACAUAUCCACGUUGUUCCUUGUUUCCCAACUCUAUCGUUUAGCCAAAGCACCACCCAUUUUGAUCCUAUUCUUGGCAUUUUCCAAGCGUUUACACUCAAUUUACCUCUUACGCCUUUUUAAUGACCCUCUUUCUAUCUUUUUCAUGUAUUUAUGCAUGUAUCUUUUGUGUUGUCGCCGCUGGAAAGCUGCGUGCAUUUCAUACUCGCUCGCUCUUUCAAUCAAGAUGAAUGCAUUGCUCUACCUUCCUGGUCUUUUGGUAAUACUGUUCAGGGCCAUCGGUGCUACAUCCACCAUGUUGCAUGUCGGUGUUAUUGUUGGUGGAACUCAAGGUAUCCUAGGUCUACCUUUCAUUUUGCGAGAUCCUCAAGCAUAUGUAUCCAAUGCCUUCGACUUUUCUCGCAUGUUUCUGUUUAAAUGGACGGUCAAUUGGCGGUUCCUGGGUGAAAAAAUCUUUUCACACCCAGCAACAUCCAAAGUGUUGCUUGGAUUACACGUUUUCAUUUUAUGCGUCUUUGGCGUGCAUCAAUGGACCAAUAUUUCGAAGGAGGGAUGGAAAUGGGUCUCAUCCAGAUGGAAAGGCGAUAGUCAUCCGAUGACUGCAUCCUUUAUCGUGCGGGUGCUGUGUACGAGCAACCUUAUCGGUAUGACUUUUGCACGCAGCCUUCACUAUCAGUUUUACAGCUGGUAUGCUUUCCAACUUCCACUCCUGACAUGGUCCACUACAUGGUCCCUGCCACUUCGCAUCGCGAUCCCUGUCAUAAUCGAAUGGUCAUGGAAUGUAUUCCCCUCGACAACAUUGUCAUCAAUAUCCCUAUUUCUCGCACAUACAAUGCUCUUGAUCGGGCUAUGGACAAGGCGCGCCCGUACGCCCAUGCAUAUUAAUUAG
This is a messenger RNA of Malassezia restricta, 1239 nucleotides long. Its product is annotated as alpha-1,3-mannosyltransferase. The transcript is spliced from 2 exons. Gene Ontology annotation, cellular component: endoplasmic reticulum. NCBI's taxonomy places the organism in Eukaryota, Fungi, Basidiomycota, Malasseziomycetes, Malasseziales, Malasseziaceae. Gene Ontology annotation, molecular function: dol-P-Man:Man(5)GlcNAc(2)-PP-Dol alpha-1,3-mannosyltransferase activity. Bases 1 to 1239 code for a protein of 412 amino acids. The record is from RefSeq and is a predicted model, not a curated record.